UUUUUUUUUUUUUUUUUUUUUUUUCUUCUAAUUCCUGAGGGGUGGUUGCUGCUUUUGCUACAUGACUUGCCAGCGCCGGAGCCUGCGGUCCAACUGCGCUGCUGCCGGAGCGCUCAGUGCCACCGCCGCCGCCCGCGCCGCCCGCGCCCCGCUCGGCACCCACCGGUCGCAGCCGCCCGCCGCGCCGCUGUCCCGCUCCCGCUCCCGCGCCGCCGCCGCCGCCGUUUCCCCCCCGACGACUGGGUGAUGCUGGACAUGGGAGAUAGGAAAGAGGUGAAAAUGAUCCCCAAGUCCUCGUUCAGCAUCAACAGCCUGGUGCCAGAGGCGGUCCAGAACGACAACCACCACGCGAGCCACGGCCACCACAACAGCCACCACCCCCAGCACCACCACCAUCACCACCAUCACCACCACCACCCGCCGCCGCCCGCCCCGCAACCGCCGCCGCCGCAGCAGCAGCCGCCGCCGCCGCCGCCGCCGCCCCAGGCACCGCAGCCCCCCCAGGCGCGGGGCGCCCCGGCAGCCGACGACGACAAGGGCCCCCAGCAGCUGCUGCUCCCGCCGCCGCCGCCGCCGCCGCCGCCGGCCGCCGCCCUGGACGGGGCCAAAGCGGACGGGCUGGGCGGCAAGGGCGAGCCGGGCGGCGGGCCCGGGGAGCUGGCGCCCGUCGGGCCGGACGAGAAGGAGAAGGGCGCCGGCGCCGGGGGGGAGGAGAAGAAGGGGGCGGGCGAGGGCGGCAAGGACGGGGAGGGGGGCAAGGAGGGCGAGAAGAAGAACGGCAAGUACGAGAAGCCGCCGUUCAGCUACAACGCGCUCAUCAUGAUGGCCAUCCGGCAGAGCCCGGAGAAGCGGCUCACGCUCAACGGCAUCUACGAGUUCAUCAUGAAGAACUUCCCCUACUACCGCGAGAACAAGCAGGGCUGGCAGAACUCCAUCCGCCACAACCUGUCCCUCAACAAGUGCUUCGUGAAGGUGCCCCGCCACUACGACGACCCGGGCAAGGGCAACUACUGGAUGCUGGACCCGUCGAGCGACGACGUGUUCAUCGGCGGCACCACGGGCAAGCUGCGGCGCCGCUCCACCACGUCGCGGGCCAAGCUGGCCUUCAAGCGCGGGGCGCGCCUCACCUCCACCGGCCUCACCUUCAUGGACCGCGCCGGCUCCCUCUACUGGCCCAUGUCGCCCUUCCUGUCCCUGCACCACCCCCGCGCCAGCAGCACUUUGAGUUACAAUGGCACCACGUCGGCCUACCCCAGCCACCCCAUGCCCUACAGCUCCGUGUUGACUCAGAACUCGCUGGGCAACAACCACUCGUUCUCCACGGCCAACGGCCUGAGCGUGGACCGGCUGGUCAACGGGGAGAUCCCGUACGCCACGCACCACCUCACGGCCGCCGCCCUCGCUGCCUCGGUGCCCUGCGGCCUGUCGGUGCCCUGCUCCGGGACCUACUCCCUCAACCCUUGCUCCGUCAACCUGCUCGCGGGCCAGACCAGUUACUUUUUCCCCCACGUCCCGCACCCGUCAAUGACUUCGCAGAGCAGCACGUCCAUGAGCGCCCGGGCCGCGUCGUCCUCCACAUCUCCGCAGGCCCCCUCGACCCUGCCCUGUGAGUCUUUAAGACCCUCUUUGCCAAGUUUCACGACGGGACUGUCCGGGGGACUGUCUGAUUAUUUCACACAUCAAAAUCAGGGGUCUUCUUCCAACCCUUUAAUACAUUAACAUCCCUGGGACCAGACUGUAAGUGAACGUUUUACACACAUUUGCAUUGUAAAUGAUAAUUAAAAAAUAAGUCCAGGUAUUUUUUAUUAAGCCCCCACCCCCCCCCCCCAUUUCUGUACGUUUGUUCAGUCUUUAGGAUUGUUUAUUAUUCUAACAAGGUGUGGAGUGUCAGCGAGGUGCAAUGUGGGGAGAAUACAUUGUAGAAUAUAAGGUUUGGAAGUCAAAAUUAUAGUAGAAUGUGUAUCUAAAUAGUGACUGCUUUGCCAUUUCAUUCAAACCUGACAAGUCUAUCUCUAAGAGCCGCCAGAUUUCCAUGUGUGCAGUAUUAUAAGUUAUCAUGGAUCUUUAUGGUGGACGCAGACCUUGAGAACAACCUAAAUUAUGGGGAGAGUUUUAAAAUGUUAAACUGUAAUUUGUAUUUAAGAAGCAUUCGUAGUAAAGGUGCCCAAGAAAUUAUUUUGGCCAUUUAUUGUUUUGUCCUUUUCUUUAAAAAACUGUUUUUUUUUCUUUUGUUUACUUUUAGACCAAAGAUUGGGUUCUAAAAUGCACUUGGUAUGCUAAGUAUUAAAAAACAAAGCAAAAAAAAAAAACAAAAAAAACAAAAAAAAAAAGGAAAGUUGUUUCAGUUGGCAGCACUGCCCAUUCAAAUGAAUCGGAAGGGGACAAAAUUAAUGAUUGCCUUCAGUUUGUGUUGUGUAUAUUUUGAUGUAUGUGGUCACUAACAGGUCACUUUUAUUUUUUCUAAAUGUAGUGAAAUGUUAAUACCUAUUGUACUUAUAGGUAAAACCUUGCAAAUAUGUAACCUGUGUUGCGCAAAUGCCGCAUCAAUUUGAGUGAUUGUUAAUGUUGUCUUAAAAUUUCUUGAUUGUGAUACUGUGGUCAUAUGCCCGUGUUUGUCACUUACAAAAAUGUUUACUAUGAACACACAGAAAUAAAAAAUAGGCUAAAUUCAUAUAUAUCUUGAUACUUUUGUCUCUUUUAUUAAGUAGAGCUAAUUUUUAAAAGACCAUUAAAGUUCUAGGGAAUUCAAAAGGCUUUUUCAGCCACCUAAAAUUUAACUGCUCCUUUCAUUUGAACCGAGACUUUAAAAAUGAAAAUAGUAUUUUUUCCCAUUGUGGAAUCAAAUUUUACAAGGAGCAGGCCUAUUUAAUAAACACUAGCUUUAAAGAAAGUAUAGGCUUUGCAGCUGAUAAUCUUCAAGUUUCUGUAGAUAUACAGCAAAAAAAAGAAAAAACAACCAAUGAUUUACUUUUAUGUGCAUAGCUAUUUACCUUGUGUUUAUUUUCAAAUCAGUUGAUAGAAUGCUUACUUUUUAUAUAUUUUGUUUCAGGUAUCUUGUUUAUAGCAUUUGGCAAAUUAUAAGUAAAUAUAUGUAUAUGGCUAGAUAGAAGUAAAUAUAAUGCACACAUAUGUAAUAUAUAUAUAGACACACAGAGCCCUUCAGUUCAGGUACAAUUUGCGCUAUGAAUGCUGCAAAUAUUUUUGUUUAAAUAUUUGUAUUUAUACUUUCUAAGUCAGCAUUUAUUUUUGUGGCUGUUUACCCACAAUGAAAGAGUUCUAAUAAAGAUGUGCUGAAGUUGCAAUAUAGAUUUGCUGAAGUGAUCACCUGUUGUAAUGACUUGCAGAUCAAUGUUUAUAUUUUAUUUUUAAUUAUAACAACUUAAAAUUCUAGAUGUUCAGAAGACGUAAAAUGCCUCUCUCUCCUUUUCUUUCAUUUUUACAACAUAGAGGUAUUUAUUUGAUUCCCUUUUAAAUAUGUCUGUAUAAUUUAAUCUAGAGAUUUGUUCCUUUUGCUUGCAGUCAUAAUUUUGUUUUAACUUACAAUAUACAUAUGCAUGCAUAUAUGCAUAUAUAUCAAUCUGAAACAAAAAUGAAAACAUUUUUUGAAUUGUUUCAGUAUCCCAAUUGCUAUGACUCCAGAAAAUAAUUAGAAAACCUAAGUAAAAGAUUUAGUAACUAAUUGGAUCCUGUGGAGAGUCUGUGGAGGACAAGUUGUUCAUUUGUUACAAUUGUAUAGUCUGAAAUGUGUUCUGCAGUAAUGCAAUAAGCUGGCUACUUCUUACAAUGGGCCCAAUGAAAAAUAAUCUGUCCCCAAGAUGUUAUCGGCAAACACUUAGAGAGUUGCUCAGGGAAAAAGAAGAAGAAGGAAAAAAAAAAAAAAAAAGCCUAGGAGAGAAGCAAGCUGACUCAAAUAGAUUGAAAUAGGAAUGCAGAAUAGUUAAUAUUAGGGCAUAGGGAUGGGUGGGUUGUGGAAGGGAGAGACAGAGGGAGAGAAAGAAGAAAGGGAAAGAGGAUCUUUAGUGGGGGCAGGAGCAUCUCCCACUACCAAAAAGAAAGGAGAAAGAAAUGCUAUUUAAGAAAGAAAGUUAAAGUCCAGGAAAAUUAAAAGAUCUGGAACCAAAUAUACACAAAUGGGAAAUCGACUAAAAUAGACCAAGACAGCUAGUUUAAUUAUCUCCUUAAAGCAGACUGGACAUGAUUUUAUUUUCUUAGUUAUGAGAGCAGUUUCACCAGAGGUCCAACUUUCUUGAAAUGUAACAUUUCUUCAGAAUGAAGCAUGAAAGAAAAUUCCACAAAUAAAUUGUUUUAGAAACCAAAUUUGUGGCUGAUAUCAAAAAUAGUAGUAGAGUCCAAGUGAAUGAGGUUAGGCAAGGGAAAUCCCCCUUACAUAUUUGUGAACCAAAACAGCUCAAAGAAAAGCAUGUGUUUAGACUGAAAAAGGUGAUGAUGUAUUGUUUGCUUUUACCAUGGAUUUUAUUUGUGGAAGUGAGAAUGUACUGGCACAGAAGAAAUAGUCUUUGGCCUAUCAAAAGUUAAAAAGAAAGUUGAAUUCUUCUAUUGAGGCAAAGGGACAUAGACAUAGAAAAGUUCCUCCACGAGAGUUUUUGUUUUUUUUUUCUUCUGGCCAUAUUAAAUAAGUAUACUUAUUUGUGAUAAAUGUUCAUUUGCAUGAUUGAGAAAUAGAAUUUCAAUGGCAAACUUUUCAUUUUGAGGUCAAGCAUAAAAUUGACUUCUUUGAACUCAUAGGAGCUAAGGACUGGAGUGGAAGUUCUAUUCGGAUACAUCUCCAAGUUACAUAUAUAAUGGAUGUGACUAGAAGAAUAGCUUGUUGAAUACGUUUACAAGAUAGGGAGGGGGAUAUACAGAGAGAGAAAUUUGUGAAGGCCUCCUGAAGCCCAGUAUGAACAUUUCAUUUAUCUCCGUCUGUCCUAUCAUCUCUCAAUUUAUCUUUUUCAAAAGCAUACAGUAUUCUAGCAUGUCAUUUAAUAGAUUUUUUUUUUUGCAAAAAGUUGGUUGUAAUAUUGUGUUGAUAUUUGUUGUCACCAACCUUUGCCAGUUAAAAUUGGCUUAUGCCAGAAAAACACUUCAAAACUUUUUGAAGCUUUUCUUCUUUAGACUUACAAUUAUUUUUAAUGAGAUGAAGGUUGCUCCUUUUGAGAUUUUGGAACUGAAAAUGAUCAUAACUUAAAACUCGAAACCCCAAAUUGCAGUUUAUCUCCAAGUUUCAGAUAUUUUGCUUGAAUUUGUCUGGUAUAAAGUUAAUACAAAUCAUUAAUACAUAAAGCAUUGAGAAAAGGAUUUAAAAUAGAGCAGGGAGAGAAUUCUUCCAAAUAUGUUUCUUCAGCUUGUUACAAAAUUGGGAAUCAAGUGAACAUGAAGUCCAGAACCAGCAAGAUUGAGCACAAGUAUCUUUUAUGGCCAUGGAAGAUUUCGUGUGGUUUAUAUGACUUGCAUAAAAUCAAGUGUAGAGAGACAAAAAGAAAAUGAGUCAUGUAGCAUAUUGGUAUAGUUGUAUAUAUUUAAGUUGGUGGAUAUUUCACCCAAAUAGGUGGAUAAAUCAAAUAUAUUUAGAGCGCUAAAUAUAUAAAUGUGGUUUUUAAAAACUGUGUUUCCUCCAACAUUGUUGAGGAAUUUGUGUUGAAAUAAUUUUGUUUUUGAGAAACUAAUUUUAUAAAUAGCUGAAGUGGCUAGUUGUGUUUGGAAGUAAACGCCUGUUGGAGAAAUAGGCUAACAAAGGGUGAAGGUGAAGAUCAUUAGAGGUUUUAGAGCUGGCUGAGACGGGUUGCUGGGGUUGUGUAACUGUGCCUGGAGGGCGGGGUUCCUGUACAUUCCUACUUCACCAGAUAACCUGCCCCCAACACCACUGCAGCUUCUGCCAGACAGAUGGAACUCUCCAGCGUGAAAAUCUGCGCAGCCAUUCCACCAAGCAGGACUGCCUGGUGUUGGCCGAAGGAUGCUGAAGAAAAAGAUUUAAGGACUGGGACGCUCUUACCCCAAGAUUGGAUGAAGAUGGAAUCCAUUUCAGUCUGAAAUGUGUUUCAUGGCUGCAGUCGGGCAUUCCUCUGAUUUCUUGUUUCACUGGUUAGAUGGACGAUCCAUUCCGGCCCAACUCAAGUAUUCCUAAUAAAGACUCCCUUGGUCUAAUAUGAGGUUUCUCAUUGGCCAGUACCAUGGAGGUUGACAGUCUGAUAGCCCCCUACACAUCAAAGCAUAUCUACUCAUCCGUGUGCUGUUGUCAAUCCGAGGUUUCCAAAUAUGUGUUCUCCAACUCAAAGAAAAGUAGCUGGCUCCAGGCAUCUCCAGAGAAAGCUGCUUCAGCAUUUUUCUUGGUUUUUGUUUUUGGAAUACCUCUUUCUACAGGAGUCUCCAGACUCUAAAGUAAUAGAAUAGUUCCUAAGUCCAUCCAGCUCUUUCCCAUGUCUGAAUUCUUGACCCUCUUUCCCACCCCCUGGCUCACAGAUAAAAAAGAAACAACAGUAAAGGAGUAAAAAUUGUU
Felis catus (domestic cat) is the source of this 6496-nucleotide messenger RNA. RefSeq names its product forkhead box G1 (gene FOXG1). The transcript has 4 exons. Gene Ontology annotation, molecular function: DNA-binding transcription factor activity; sequence-specific double-stranded DNA binding. NCBI's taxonomy places the organism in Eukaryota, Metazoa, Chordata, Mammalia, Carnivora, Felidae. The coding region runs from base 247 to 1719 and encodes 490 amino acids. Gene Ontology annotation, biological process: regulation of transcription by RNA polymerase II. Gene Ontology annotation, cellular component: nucleus. The record is from RefSeq and is a predicted model, not a curated record.